CCCCAUCACAAGUACCAAGAAUUACCUCUGAAACAUAAUAUCACCUUAAUUAAAACAUGGCAUACACCUCAAUUCUCCAACCCUUACUUGAUCAUAGUAGAUGGUACCUGUCCUUCCCAACCCAUCGAUGAGAUCAUAAGUGGGCCCGUUCCCGGCACCGAUGACUUCACGAUGGUGUCAACGCCAACAAUCUGGGCCCCGAAUCGAUGAACACAUCACCUUGACUUUUUGGAUAUAAGUAGGUUGCAGUAACUGUCAGUUACUGUCUCCUAUUCAUCAGACUCAGAUUCAGAACAAACAAACCUUAUCUCCAUCUCUACUUACUAUCCCACCAACACAUAUAUAUACACAAGCCAUCAAAAUGCCCCGCGGAGCCGAAUACGACAACGGAGUUAUCCAGUCCGACAACGCCAUUGAGGCCGGCGAGACGAAGGUUCACGGAACGAACCCUGCCAACGACCACCUCAACCGCGUCCAGCGCACCGCUCCUCUCCCCGAGGCCGCCCAGAGCAGCGGCGGCGAGUACAGCAUCGGCGGCAGCUCAGGUCCGAACAAGACCGGUAGCGGAAAGGGCGGACACGAGCCCAAGACAUUGGGCGAUAAGAAGGGAUUGGGGGCUCACCAGGCAUAAGCUAUAAAAAGCAUUUGGAGUUCGGUGAUUGAUGCAUGAAUAUCAUGAUUUAGGUACCGCUUUGGGUGGAUAUGUAUUAACAGUCUAUUAUACUAUUCCUUUCACUAGUUAUUAGUGAAGGUGAUGAUGAUGACCUCCGGGUUGAGGUCGAAUGAAUGAAUUAAAUAAAUGAAC
Molecule: messenger RNA, 805 nt
Organism: Aspergillus vadensis CBS 113365
Lineage: Eukaryota; Fungi; Ascomycota; Eurotiomycetes; Eurotiales; Aspergillaceae
Exons: 3
Coding region: 362-631 (89 amino acids)
Source: RefSeq, a predicted model, not a curated record